Pleuronectes platessa (European plaice) is the source of this 3680-nucleotide messenger RNA. RefSeq names its product palmitoyltransferase ZDHHC3. Gene Ontology annotation, cellular component: endoplasmic reticulum; Golgi apparatus. The coding region runs from base 362 to 1258 and encodes 298 amino acids. Lineage: Eukaryota; Metazoa; Chordata; Actinopteri; Pleuronectiformes; Pleuronectidae. The record is from RefSeq and is a predicted model, not a curated record. Gene Ontology annotation, molecular function: protein-cysteine S-palmitoyltransferase activity. The transcript has 7 exons. Gene Ontology annotation, biological process: peptidyl-L-cysteine S-palmitoylation; protein targeting to membrane.
GGUUGGCUCUGCGGGGUUUUGUUGUCCCUCCGCCCGCAGAGCUGUUCUCUGGACCCGAGGCCUGUUUUCGGAAGCUCGGCCCUCGGCUGUAGUUUCCACACGGACCACCUACCACGACUGGCUCGUCGGAACCGAGGCGGCGGCGGCGGAGAGCGGCAGCGGGAGCAGCGGGGCCGCGGAGAGCAGCUGCCCGGGGAUCGGUGAGGCUGGGCUUGGGCUGAGAUACCAGGAGGAGACUCCCACCCCACGGUUGAUCUGUUUUAACCUCACAAGCCUCCAAACUACCCGGGACUUCAGGGGAACUUUCUGCAGAGCCGCCGGGAGACUGCGAGUAUGUGGUCGGAGCCACGGGUGUUGUAGGAUGAGGAGCCCGGCGCACCGCACCAGGGACAUCGAGCGCCAAGCUGGCUACCUGAAGCCCGAGCACUGUGCCCCUCCCCCGCUCCGCAACAGCUCCGACACCAUGUGGUUCAUCCGCGACGGCUGCGGCAUCGUCUGCGGCGUCAUCACCUGGCUCCUAAUCUUCUACGCCGAGUUCGUGGUGGGGUUUGUGAUGCUGCUGCCCGCCAAGAACAUUCUCUACAGCCUCUUCAACGGGGCGCUGUUCAGCAGCCUCGCCUUCCUCGCCCUCGCCUCUCACGCCAAGGCCAUGUGCACAGACCCGGGAGCCGUGCCUAAAGGAAACGCUACCAAAGAAUUCAUCGAGAGCCUGCAGCUCAAACCGGGCCAGGUGGUGUACAAGUGUCCCAAGUGCUGCAGCAUCAAGCCGGACCGAGCUCAUCACUGCAGUGUGUGUAAACGCUGCAUCAAGAAGAUGGACCACCACUGUCCCUGGGUGAACAACUGUGUCGGAGAGAGCAACCAGAAAUACUUUGUGCUCUUCACAAUGUACAUUUCACUAAUAUCCCUCCAUGCACUCAUCCUGGUGGCUUUUCAUUUUGUGCUCUGCUUUGAAGAUGACUGGACAAAGUGCAGCAACUUCUCUCCACCAGCGACGGUCAUCCUCCUCAUCCUCCUCUGCUUUGAAGCUCUCCUCUUUUUGAUCUUCACCGCCGUCAUGUUUGGGACUCAGGUUCACUCCAUCUGCAGCGAUGAGACGGGUAUCGAGCAGCUGAAGAAGGAGGAGCGACGAUGGGCCAAGAAGUCUAGAUGGAUGAAUCUGAAGGUGGUGUUUGGCCAUCCCUUCUCCGUAGCCUGGCUGAGCCCGUUUUCUAAACCCGACCACGGCAAGGCGGACAUGUACCAGUACAUAGUGUGAGAGCCGGAAACGAAGCUGAGCUCUGCUGCUGUGGAAUAAGACUGAUCGGAUCCGGGUCUCACUUCCUGUCGGCCGGACCUGAACGAGCAUGAACUCCUUUCAACCACAUACACAUUUUCUUUCAUUUCUUUCAUUUAUUGAAAUUUCAGGGUAUUCUAGUGUAGUUGUUUUUUUUGUUUUUUUAUAUUGUCACCUUCUUUACAUUUGACAGUUUCCCUCAUGGUGCUGACUGAGAUUAAUGACGUGUAGCUCAACGAAACCAACUGAGCAACUUGAAAAGGAGCACUUACUAAGAGCUGGUGACACAGAGAGAGUUCCGCCUUCCACCGAGUUCAUGUUCCUGCAUCAUUUCCUGCUUCCAAUACUAAACAAUGGGAACUUAAGUGCAGGAGUUGUUUUUUUUGCACAGAACAUCACUGUCCAGGAGUUUUUAGUUUUUUUUCGCCCGCUCUGUGAUCCUGUCCUGUUUCUUUCUGUAUUUCUCUUGAUGCAAUAGUAUUUAGCUGGAUGCUGCGGAUCAUGUUGCCUUAGAACAGUGCAUUAGUGAACGGUGGCAUCUGUUGUUUUUAAAAGAAAUGUUAUUAUUUGCCUUAAUGUGAAGGUCAGGGUGAGACACCAGUUCAUAUUGUUUUAAAUCCAGAGUAAAUGGGAAACGUAGUCUGACUUUUGGUCCGACUACUUUUACAACAUUAGAACAAUCACAUGUAAGAGCAAUAGGAAGAUGUUUUUAGUGCUGUCAGAAGAAGAGGAGAAGCAUUAGUCUCACAGUGGCCUGUUAAAGUCUUAAUCCUUAACAUUUCAGUUCUGGCAGAUUUGGCGUUCAUUUACAUUGCAACCAAACAAGCUUGUGCUGCUUUAAUUAAGAAGUGGGUCAAUAAUUAGUACAUUUUACAUGAUCAUCAGCAAAUUAGAUCUGAUUCAUGCUGCACAAGUAGUUUAACACCAUAGAAAGUUUAUAAAGAUGAACGACGAGUGUCCGCUUCCUCCUGCUAACCAGAAAUGAUGUCAAAAUAUUAUAUAUAAUAAUUUGAUUUGUGUCCAAUCCACAAACAUGGUCUUACUCAGUCAGUGCUGCUUACUUGUCAGUGCCAACUCUUUGCGACAAAUCAAUUGUUUCCUUUGAUUCCUUCCCAGUGAAAGCGGAUGAGUGUUUUGCAAGUUAAGUGCUUUUAUUGUGAAGAGUAAAUGUAAAGAGUGUCAGGAAACACAGCACAGAAUAUUUUUUUUGUUGCAGAAAUGAGUCGAAAGAAAAUAGACGUGAGACACGUUUCCUUCCACCUCGGUUCUAAGAGACAGUUGGUGUGUAUUUGCAGAAGAAUGAGAUGAUGCAAUUGAUGGAGCCCCGAUCGGAGCAGUUUUCUUUGUCUCUUCAGUGGACGUACACAUUGAAUGUUUCGUGAUUUAUUUUUGUUACACUAAGUCUUUUUUCCGUUGACCUUUGUCGCAUUUAGUUAUUAUCGUUACACAAACUUUUCCACCUCAGCCAAGCGUAAAAACAUUUAAAAAUAGCUGUUUUGUUGUAAAAGAGUUAGUAUUGAUUCAUUUCAGGACAAUCUUUAGGAUUACAACUUUAAAUUCUGAGAACUUUGUAGGUGAAGACAAUUGUUUCUACUCUGAGAGGAAACAUGUGGAACUCUCUGUGUUAAACUCCCAUCAGGCAGUUUGACCGGCGUCCUUUUGUUUAGUUGACGCGUCUGUGAAGUAAACGUCGACCUCUUCGCUUUGAUCAUCAUCAUCACUGUCACCAGCUUAGAUGGAAAAGUCAGGGAAUUGCUCUCUGAAAGCACUGAAGUGUAAUUGACACGCUCUCGUUUGACGGAAUUAGUUUAUGGAUAAUCCAGUUUGUCAUAGAUGGUAGACGUGAGCCUGACUGGAGGCAGCGGUGAAGCCUUACGGGGGGGGAAGUGUGAUACAAUUUUUUGUGGAAAACGUUUGACUGAAAGAAUGAGGCUAGAAAUGCCCGAGGAGAAUUUCCCCCGGACAGGAAACGCGCCACUUCCGAACAUUUCCACACAAACAAACAAAAAGGCCUUUGCCCAGAUGUGUCUGAACGCCUUACUUAUUACUGCAUCAUACUUUUAUAGAUGAUGAGCAGAAUCCUGAGAACAUUGAACUACAUGUUGCCAAAUUGAACCCCCUUGAUCAACGGAGGCAGUGCUGUGACCAUUUCAAGUGUAGAGCAUGCAUUGUCAGGAGUUUGACGUUUUCUUAGAUUUUUUUAAAUCACUAGGAGUUUUUUAAUCGAUGUCCAAACGUUGCUACACGGUGCACAGACACAGUAAACCAGCGUUCUUCUUCUUCUUCGACGUUCUGUGUGGUCGGGUCUGAAUUCCCCGAGGACCACGUUUCGUCUUUUCUUUGUUAAUUUUUGACUGUGGUAUGUUUAAAUGGGAAUGAAAUAAAACUAUGUGACUGCUUUAUA